AGGAUAAUGGUAGAGCCUAUUCUUUAGCUCAUCCACAAAAAUAAAAACCAGAGAAAAAUUAAGAAUCUGAGACUUCAAGAGGACUCCUCAAGCCUCAAUGGUCUUCUUUAAUUUUUCAACUCUGGUUUUCUUUUAGAAUUCCAAUUUUUUGUUUAUAUAUAUAACCCAUAUGAAUCUAUUUUUCUUCAUCUUCUCUUCAUCAUUCUUCUUAAUUUGUUGCCUCCAAUGAAGAAGCCUCAUCUGAUUGAGGUUCCUCAUGGGAGGAUAGCCCUUUCCAAUACCCCAAAAUUGAUUCUCAUAGUUACCUUUUCCCUAAUUCUUAUCACCAUUGUCCCUAUCUUUCUCUUUGAUUAUCCAUCCUUAAUUUCCUCCUCAUUCACCUUCCAUUCUAAUAAUUUGUCCCCACUUCCUUCCUCUUCUCUUGCAGAGUAUUCGAAUGAGGCGUCGCCGUCGCUGUCGGCGGCGACGGUGACAAAGAAAUGUGAUUUAUUUAAAGGGGAAUGGGUUCCUUUUCCAGGGGAACCUUACUAUACAAAUGAGACCUGUGGAGAAAUCUAUGAUCAUCAGAAUUGUCUUAAGUUUGGGAGGCCUGAUACUGGUUUUUUGAAAUGGAGAUGGAAGCCUUAUGAAUGUGAGUUAACUCGGUUCAACACAAUGCUAUUUUUCAAGAUUGUUAGAGGGAAGUCUUUGGCCUUCGUUGGAGAUUCUAUGGCAAGAAACCAACUGCAGUCAUUGUUGUGCCUAUUAUCUAAGGUGCCAGUAGAUGUUUCUUACCUGCCAGACGGAAAAACCAAACGGUGGCUGUACACCGACUACAACUUCACCAUCAUAUUCUUCUGGUCACCACACCUAGUUAAAACCACGGAAGAUGACAGACCCAAAGGUCCACUUCUCUUUCCUCUCGUGAACAUUUAUGUAGAUGAGUUUGAUAAGUCCUGGACAAACCAGAUCCCCAAGUUGGAUUAUGUGAUUGUUUCAGCUGCACAGUGGUUCUGGAGGCCAUCCAUGUUUUAUGAAAAGGGUAAGAUGGUUGGAUGCUUUGACUGUAAAGACAAAAAUAUUAAAGACCUUACCCUGUUCUAUGGGUACAGCAGGGCCUUCCGAACUGCCUUGAGAGCCAUUUAUGAAGACCAGAACUUCAAUGGAAUCACAUUUCUGAGGACUUACUCUCCUGGUCACUUUGAUAAUGGUGCAUGGAAUGAGGGUGGUACCUGUACAAAGACAAGACCCUACAUGAGCAAUGAGAAGAAAUUAGAGGGAUUUGAAGAAUGGUUCUAUAAGACCCAAUUGGAGGAAUUUAGAACUGCAGAGAGUGAGGGGAAGAAGAGAGGUUUGAAGUUUAGAUUAUUAGAUACUACUCAAGCUAUGUUGCUGAGACCAGAUGGACAUCCUGGGCUAUACGGACAUCCGCCGGAAGAGAAGAGAAAUGUCUCUGAUUGUGUCCACUGGUGCUUGCCAGGUCCCACUGAUACAUGGAACGAAUUCUUGUUACAUAUAUUGAGGAUGGAGAGUGAAAUUACAGAGACAGAAACCAUCAGAUAAGUGAUAGAUGAGAAAAAGGUAAGGUUUUGAAAAUUUAGUGUAGACUUACAUUCAAAUGUCACUGGGUAGGUCUGAGACCAGCUUUCUCAAAUAAUGCAAGACAGCUGAGUAGGAGUGAUCUAUGUGAGAAUUUUUGUGUAAAUAAAAUGAAAAAACUAGUUGAUGCUUUA
This is a messenger RNA of Macadamia integrifolia, 1712 nucleotides long. RefSeq names its product protein trichome birefringence-like 19. Gene Ontology annotation, molecular function: O-acetyltransferase activity. The transcript has 2 exons. Bases 226 to 1542 code for a protein of 438 amino acids. Lineage: Eukaryota; Viridiplantae; Streptophyta; Magnoliopsida; Proteales; Proteaceae. The record is from RefSeq and is a predicted model, not a curated record. Gene Ontology annotation, cellular component: Golgi apparatus.